GAACCACCUUUGAAACACCCAGAAACAGCUUCCAGAACCUGACAGGUUACAAUCCAGAUUGAUUUUAUCCCUGUAAACAUUUUCCCUCUUGCUUUCAUGAGCAAGUAAUGUCAGAGGAUGCUGUCUCAAACCAGCUUCUAUGCAUAGGGGAACAGACGACCGAAGCUUGGUCGCCACCCAGAAUUCCUCCCAGUCAGUGGGAGUUUAGUUUGGACAGUGAUCGUGCUGACAUGCGGAAUCAUGCACCCUUGGCAAUGAGUAGGAAAGUGAGCCUCAUUGAGGGAAUGUAAUCUUGUUUCUGCAGGAUGGAAGCGCUGGUGAAAGUAGUUCAGUCGGAUACCCAGCCAUUGACAGCCAGCCCAGAUAUCUGUGCCAAGGAAGGUUAUGGCUAUGCAGAAGACCAGGGGUCUCCUAUGCCAGGGGAAACAGCCAGUCCCAAAAGCUAUUUUCAACAGAGCCCAUCUUUACCAGCCUCUGGAUUAACUGAACUCAGCGGUGUGGAAUCCACUACCUGGGAUACUUCUCCAGCUAAGGUUCAGGAGCUGCCUGCCAGGAGAGGUUCAGCAUUGACUGUGGGUGCCCCCAAGAAGCAGUAUGUGGGCGUGAGGGUAAAAAUGCCGGUGUGUGAACUGCUGAGAAAAAUCCGUCUCUCCAAAGGGACAGAGUCCAGUGACAUCAGGGAAACACCUGCAAAAGCAAAUACCAAAAGGUCUUCAGGAAGAACAGGGAAAAAAAGAGCUCACUCAGAAAGGCAUCAUAAGCAAAACUGCUGUCAGGCUCAGACAGCCUUAAAAAGCACAGAGGACUUGGACAUCCUAGUCGAAGUACUGCAGGAAGACCUAAACGAGAGCCACUCCAAGCUAGAGCCUCAUUUGCCUAUGCAGUUCCCUCAUGGUGCGACCCAGGGAUUUCAGCCUUCCGGAUGGGAAGCCAACAGCAACUCGCAACCCGAUGGCGACUGGCUGAGAAGCAGCUGGGAGCCUGUCGAAUUUCAGCCGUUGUCUACUUCUGGCGCAUUGACUCAUCCACGUGCUGUUAUCUCCUAUGGAUUUGAUUGCAGAAAGAUGCAACAACGUCUGGAUCUGAUCGACACAUUCCAGAAUUCUCGCGUGGAAGAAAGAUGCUGGCUGGGGAAUUGGUCUGUUGAACAUCCCGGGGAGAGUUCCCAAGGCUUUGCCAAGGAGAUUAGGCCUCACUGCCAUGACCCACUGGGGCAGGCUUUGCCAGAGACUUUGGAAGAGAACACUGCUGCCUUGCAUGGCGGGGGAUACCUGAAGGCAAGUGCGUGGUCUUUCAUGGGCCAGGAGGCCUCUGCCAUUUCUUUCUUCCAAUUCCAGCUCUGCUGCGAGGAGAGUCGGCUCAGGAGCAUCUCGGUGGACAAGUUGCUCAUGCCGGAUAGAAAUGGGAACAGGCUUCUUCACGAGGCUGUUUCUCAGGGGAAAAGGGCGCUGGCAUAUGCGCUGGCAAGGCGGUUUGCACAUCUCAACAGACUUGAUGGGAAGAACGCAGCGAAACAGACUGCGUUGCACAUAGCAGCUCAAAAGAACCAUCAUCUUAUUGCCAGCGACCUGCUCUCUCUGGGUGCUGAUGUAAACGCGAGGGACAGCUCAGAGAAGACUCCCUUGCACCUCUGUGCUGAGAAGGGCUAUCUGAGAGUCUUGGAAGUCUUGAAAAGCUGCCAGGAAGUUGGCAUCCACGUUGAAGUAGACGCAACCGACAAUCAGGGCUUAACACCAAUACAGUGUGCAGGUAUGGCUCACUGCGCUCUCGCGAUGGACUCGGAUACCCACCAUCUCUCGGCCGAGACGUGGAAGCUUCUGAACCUCCAUAAGGAUCAAAUACUGAGUGGCAUCAAGUGCUUGAUACAAAUGGGAGCAAACCCAUGGGGGCAAGGAACAAACUCAUCAAGUCGAGUUUCAAAUUAUUUUGCGAAAGUCCAGCAAAAUAAUGAACUGAUGUGUUUUUUCCAAACUCACAGGCCCCAAAGGCACCAGGAUUACAGCUUGCUCUCUGGACUAGAUGAAAUCGCCCUUCUGUAUUUACAAGGAGAAGAUGUGGAGCCACCAGUGGUUUCUUUUCCAAGCUUCCUCGACCAUUUCCAUGAAAGUGCAAUGUGAACAAGACACUUAAGCACACCAGGAAGCAAUGGACUUCCCAGAACAUUGGUUGCUGAUAUAUUGGAUGUUUUUUCAGGCUUUGUAUACUUGGCGAUUUGAAGCCCGCGGAAUGCCUCGAUGGACUUCAAGAAAUCUGGAGUGCCAUUUCUGCCAGGCUGUUGGCGAAAGAACAGCUUGAAAAUAGACAGUAAAAGUCUUUGAACCUGUGAAGGCUUGGGCUUUGCUGAAUUCAUGUCCUCAGAAAAAUUGUAGUGGAAGAGCACUGAAGAUUAUAGACGGGAAAGGCUGGCUUUAUUUCCCCAAGCCAUAUGUGUCAGAUAGAGAAGCUUUGAGGUCUUCUCCCCUGCCUUCAAUGACCUUGCUCUCAAAAUAUCAAGUGCAGGAGAAGAUGCUCCAUAAUGGAUGGUGGUCCAUGGAGCAGGUGGUAUAUGAGCACAGAUUAUUGCCAUGCAAAAAAAUUCAAACUGAUCCCCUGCAGAGGGAGGGCUUCCAUAUCUCAUUGGCGGACACCUGCGUUUUAUUUCUGGCAUGAACCUGGCGGAAACAAAGCCACCCUUGAUCUGAGGGUGUAUUUUCAGCAAAGCCGCAAUGCUUUGUUUAUUGAUGCAAUCAAAGUUUAUGGAGGUUGUUUUGAGCGUGUAUGAGAAAUGCACAGACAAAUCUGGAACCGGACAAAUGGAGCUGGGCAAGUGACUCACCACGGCUGAGUGAAAACUGCUCCCCCAUAAUUCUGCACACUGAAUUUUUGGUGAAAGCUCUCAAUACAGUAUUAUGUAAACAAACAAACAUACAUACAAACCUCUUGUAUCAUCUCCAGGAUGAAGACAUUUAAUAUUGCACAAGCUUUUGUAGACUGCAGUUCAGUUCAACAGGUGCAAUUUUCUUUGCAUCAUGAAUCUUUCCUUCCUUCCUUCCUUCCGUUUAAGCAGUGAAAUCUAAAAUCUACCUAGCAUCUGCCACAAUCCAGUCCAAAGUUCAUUGUGCUGAAACCCUUUGGGGUUGGAGCUGAAUUGCAGCCAUUGUUCUGACAUGACAGCUUCAGACAUCCUAUAUUUAUGGAUCUUUUUGAUUGGACCCAGGACAGGGAUGGGAAACCUUCAGGCUAUUGGCCAAUCUUGGCCUGCCAGGGGGUUCAGUUUGGCCCAUGGUGCGUUUUCCCCAAAACCGUGCCCACCUGUCAAUCAGCUGGUAUCACUUUUCCCAGGUGUGUGUGUGUGUGUGUGUGUGUGUGUGUGUGAGAGAGAGAGAGAGAGAGAGAGAGAGAGAGAGAGAGAGAGAGAGAGAGAAGUUUCAAGAAGACUCCUGUUGGGCAAAUUUUUUUUUAAGAGAGCUCAUUUCCCAUGGAGUGAAUACAACUUUCUUUUGUUUUCUGCAAGUCAAACAGGUUUUUGGGGGGCUAGGGAAUACAAAGACCUGUUUGAUGAUAGACAAAAGUUAGCUGGAAUAUACUGUGUACAGUACAGUGGUUCCACUUUGAGAUUUCCCCUUCUCUCCCUCUCUGCACACCAAGACCUGCUUUACCUCUUUGUUCAACAACUUGCUCAUAGCUCUGUGUCCGGUUACAAAUGUUGCUCUUUCUUUUGGUAAGCUUUGGUUCAUAAGUUAGUGGUUUCUGUGAAACUUCAUUAGUUGCUACACAUGGAGCAAUACGAUACUAAUAAUGUUUUUGUAAUUAAAAAAAAGCAAAUUGAAUAUAUCCAACAAUUGGUAAAUGUGGAGAAUUCCCACUGAUGUCUAUGGGAAAUAUAUUUUUUCAAACAAAAGAUUGUGUAUAAUAAAAUGAACCUCAUAAAUGGUAAAUAUUCGUAAAUGCACUUUUUCGAUUAUUGUGUUGAGAAAGUUUUGGGGUUUUUCCAUGUACGGUAGUUUAUUUUUCUUUUAACUGUUUGGUUGACUGAAGUUGAAAAUGACUGCUGUUUUAAUGACUCCAGGUGUUUUUUGGCUUAAAAGUACACCCUCUACCAUAAGAUGUACAACCUACUAUAUACCAGAAAACGUGCGGAUCAAUCCAAUAAGUUUAUGGAAAGAUGAGCAUUUUUUUGUAAUGUUCUGGGAUUAUAAGCUUAAUGGACUACCCUGUGCUGUCUUUAAUUUGCUGUAAUGUUAAUAGUUACUUUUUAUGUCACUAGUUGGAAUUUUGGUUGUCAGUGCUUUAAUGAUCUAAUAAAGAAUAUAUCUUUAAAAGGUGGCAUUCUUCCAAAUGCAGAGGAAAUGCUGUGUAGUUCCUCCAGAAUCAGCAAAUAAAAAUGGUGCAUCAGGAUUCCAAGACUGCAGUUCUCGGGUGCACUUGUACAUAAAUUUGUACAUAAAACUGCUAGUACAUUUGCAAAGCUAAGCAUUGGAUGGGGGACCACAUGUUGAGAUUCCUGCAUUGCAGGGGGUUGGACUAGAUGACCCUUGGGAUCCCUUCCAAUUCUACAAUUUUAUGAUUCUAUGUGUGUGAGGUUGUAUUAGUGGUGUUGAAUUUGUAGGCUGGCUGUGGAUAAUAUGUGUAAAAGUCAAAAAUCAUCUUGGCAAUGAAUCCACAAAAUAACUUGUACAAAAUAGGCCUAGUGAUACACAGUAAGAAACAUUUUUUUGCUCUAGUGGAUUAUGAAAGUUAGACUUUGAAUCAUUUGUGUGUUUGUGCACACAUUAUUUAAUCAUUGUGAAAUCUAUAACAAACAGACUUUUUGUGAGAAUAUCUGGGAGCUUAAUCCAUUUCCUCCAUCACUCACCUUCAAUAAAUAUUUAUAAUUUUCAGCACUUGGCAGGCCUGUUGUUUAACUGUGAGGAAUGUGAAAGAUGGCUGUUAGGCAUUGCCAAAUGGCUCUAAUCACAACUCACUGGUGUAUGUGUGUGUAACAUCUCUUUUUUUUUUACAGCCUAGAUGAAAAAUCAGCUGUUAUGGGUGUUGUUAGGUUGGUUCUGCAUUAGCCCUCUUUAGCACAGCAAAGGCAUUUCCUUUCCUGCUAGAUCUGGAAUUAACUAGAAGAGGAAGUGCGGCAGAGUGGUUAGGGUGUUGGACUAGGAACUGGGCAGUCUGGGUUCAAAUCCUUACUCAGCUCAUUGGCUGAAUAUGGAUCAAUCAUUGCCUCUUAGCCUAAGCUACGUCACAGGGUUGUCGUGAGGAUAACAUGGGGAGAAGACUUGUGUGUGCCUUGCCACUUGGAGUUUCUUGAAGGCAAGGCGCGAUAUAAACGCAACAAUAAUCUUAACUAAGAAUGCUGUUCCUCAUAGACAAGUUCUUAUUAUAAUACCUAGUCAAAAGUAAGUUUCUUUCAAUAACGAUGCCUUAUAAUGCUAGUCAAAAGCCUCCUGUUCACAAGUUGUGCUGUUGUGGUUUGUUUGCUUUUUAGCUUCCUGAGUCUGCACAGCUAAGAGAUCAAUACUGAAUUCCCCCUUAAUUGCUCCUUAUUUAAUUUUGCUUUACUAUUUUUUCUCCAUCUCUCUCUCUCUCUCCCUCCCCCUUUCUCUCCAUUGGAAAGAAAGGGAUAACAGAAUGAAACCAGCAUUUUUAAAAACAACAACAAUAUAAUUUUAUUAAUCUAGAUUUCCUACAAAAGAGAACCAUAAAACAAAUAUAAAAACAGAUCAAAAACAUUAGAAACGAAAGCAGUUAUCAUAGCAACAGUAAAAAUACAAAAAGCGGUAGAUAUAAAAUCAGUUAAAAUCCUGGGCAAUCUUCUCCCCCCCCCUUUUUUUCUUUUUUGAAAAUGUCUAAAUUUGUGACUCUCCGGGCAGCCCAAUCAGGUGGUGGCAUAUAAAUAAUAAUAAUAGCCUACACUGUGGCAGGGAUAUUUAGAGAAUUACCUCUGGUGCUAGACUUAACAAACAGACAGGUUCCUUUUUUAAGAAAAAAAGCUAAUGUUUUCAAUGAAUACAUCCCCUCCACAGACACCUCUGUGAUGAUGGUGGUGAUGGCAUUAAAAUAUCCUGUCCUUCAAUAAAAGAGAAAAUGGGAGACCAGAUUGUAUCAAAGGUAUCAUUUUUGGAGAUGCCCUCGAUUAGUCGCCGAUGAUGUGUGAGGCGUUCUGAUAAAUACUCCAUAUAUUAUUAACCCAAGCCUCUAUUGGUAUAUUAGAGGUUUCCUUCCAUUGUGGGCAAUAACUAGUCUAGCUGCUGUGAACAGGAAGGAAAUUAAUUAUUUAGAGUUAAGGGUUGAGUUUUGGGCCAAAUCUUGUAAUAAUAAAGCAAGUGCCGAAUUAGGAAGGCUAUAUUGUAAAACAAGCAAUUUGACAACUCCCUUGCAAGAGACAAGAGCUCAAUGAAUAAGGAGCAAUUAAGGGGCAAUUCACAUAUUUUUAGUACCAUUUUGAGGCUUGCCUCUGUUAUGUGUUUUGCCCUCUCAUUAUUUUCAGUGAAAUAACUCCUUGUACCAAGUUGAGUCUGUACCCUGAGAUUACUUCCCGCAUGUGCCAGUCUCCCCCAGUCCCAUGACAUCUAACUUUGCUGCCUUCCCUAACCCUUAAACUCUGGUUCCCCAUCAGCCAUGUUGACUUUGCUUUGCAUCUCACCAGCGUGACACGUCUCACUGGCAAUGCAACAUUUUGCGAGGGCAUAGAGAUACCCUGUCAUAAUUCCUGCAACUCACUGCCUGGAGGUUCUUUUACCAAGCUGUUCUCCAAGAACUGUCAAUUCCAUUUUUGUUUUUGGGAGAGGCAAUGCUAAUCUCAGCAAGGCGUUUGAGCCACAGCCUUUCAAGUGUAAUUUGAAACAGCCUCUCCCAUCAAUCCUGGCUGAUGGUUUUGUGCCCAGAUUCUAAUCAACAAGAAGAUAGGCCUUUCUCCGCGUUGUGUUCUGUUUCUCAUAUUCAAUAAGAAGAGGAGCCUGGCUGCUCCAUCAGCCCAGUGGCCCAUCCGGUCCAGCAUCCUGUUCACGCAAAACCAACCUGAUCCCUCCUCUGGGAAGUUCACAAGAAAGCCACA
Molecule: messenger RNA, 7024 nt
Organism: Zootoca vivipara (common lizard)
Lineage: Eukaryota; Metazoa; Chordata; Lepidosauria; Squamata; Lacertidae
Source: RefSeq, a predicted model, not a curated record